GUGACGUGCGGCAUUGUGGCGUGUGGCUGCGAUUCCAACGUCUGCGAGACGUAAUGGCGAGACUGUGUUUUCCAAACACAUCAAUGUACUUGUGAGUCCCAGAUACUAAACCACCUACCUGCCUGUUCGCACCUCGCAGUGCGCAGCGGGUCCUCGAUCGCGGAACAGCGGAACCUUCCGCCUGCACCGCGCUACAACACUAAGACGAACACCAACACCAUCACCAACGCCGAUCCCAGCGCCGAAGCCACCCACAACCACCAAGAUGGACCCCUACACGAAAACCCACACCACGCACCCCGCGUCCCCCCGCCCUCCACCCUCACCCCCACUCUCCCUCGCCUUGACAACAUACACACUACCCGACGCGCCCCCAACCGCACUAACCCUCCUCUUCACUCACGGCACCUCCUUCAACAGCGCGCUAUGGCACAUGAUCAUCGAUAUCUUGCUCAAAUCGCCCGCGCUGCAUGGCCGUGUACGCCGGGUUGUAGCCAUCGAUGCCGUGAACCACGGGGAGAGUGCAGUGGUGAAUGGGCGGGGGUUAGAGGGGGUGAGUAUGGACUGGGGGGCGUGUGCGCGGGAUGUCUUGGGCGUCGUUCGGGGGUUGGAGGCGGGGAGCGGAGGGGUCGUGGGGAUUGGGCAUUCGUUUGGGGGCGGGGUUAUGGCGCAUGCGAUGCUGAUGGCGCCGGAGUGCUUCAAGGCGGUGCUGCUCGUCGAUCCGAUUCUGUUCGUCAUGCCGGCGCAGGAUCGGGGCGCGGCGCAGGUGGCGUUGCGGCGGAGGAGUGAGUGGGGUAGCUUGGAUGAGGUGAGGGCUGCGUUUGCGAAGAGCAAGGGGCUUGCAGACUGGCAUCCGAGACAACGAGAGGCGUAUGCGGAGCACGGCACUACAGAUGGACCGCAGCCGCCGACUCGGGUGCUCAAGACGUCGAAGGAGCAGGAGGCUGCGACGUAUAUUGCCGGCCCGCUGCCCGGCCUUGUCGAUCUGCUCAAGCGCUCAAACAGCCGCUGGAGCGCUGUUCUGGGCGGUAAAAGCCCCGUCAUUAACGUAUCUCAACGCAGUGAGAUCCGCGAGGCUGCAGGCGAAAACGCAGUGCAUAUGAUUCCAGACGCCGGGCACCUCAUUCCUAUGACGCAUCCAUUUGAACUCGCACGUCUUAUUGAGGGGGAGUUGCUCAAGAUCAGCAGACGGGGGGUGAGUGAACACAAGCUGUAGGACUGUAGGUCAUGUAUGGGGGGUCAUCGUCA
Messenger RNA from Boeremia exigua, 1248 nucleotides. Its product is annotated as Alpha/Beta hydrolase protein. The coding region runs from base 266 to 1216 and encodes 316 amino acids. The record is from RefSeq and is a predicted model, not a curated record. The transcript is spliced from 8 exons. NCBI's taxonomy places the organism in Eukaryota, Fungi, Ascomycota, Dothideomycetes, Pleosporales, Didymellaceae.